Messenger RNA from Hipposideros armiger (great roundleaf bat), 1032 nucleotides. RefSeq names its product lens epithelial protein (gene LENEP). The record is from RefSeq and is a predicted model, not a curated record. Lineage: Eukaryota; Metazoa; Chordata; Mammalia; Chiroptera; Hipposideridae. Gene Ontology annotation, biological process: multicellular organism development. The transcript has 2 exons. Bases 452 to 643 code for a protein of 63 amino acids.
CUGCCAGCUUGGAGCUGGCCGUGCUCCAUCGGGGGCAGGGUGGGGGUGAGGGUGCAGAAUAGUCUGGAAAGGAACUCUCUGGUGAUUCUGAAUGCCAUCCUCAGCAGGCGCCCACCAGAGGGCGGGAGUAGGGAGUUGUGCCAACCACCGGGGGUAAGGGCAACCAGGCAGGGCACCUGAGGUUCCACGUCCCAGGCUGGAAGCAGGGAAGCUGAGCUGGCCUGGCUGUGGAGGGUGACAGAUGGAGUGGCCAAGCCCUCCUCCUACUAACCCCACCCCUCCGCCAUGUCUGCAUAGGGGCUGACUCAGCCCGUUCCCCAGCCCAGAACCUUCCCUGUGUUAGACCCUGGGGCCUUUGUCCCUGUAGUCAGGAGGUCUGAGGGGGUGGGGACAGUGUUGACAAAAGGCUGCAGAGACAGCUCCCACACCUUUCCUCAGAGCUGCUGCCCACAUGCAGGCCCGGACACAGCCCCUAGCCCAGGCCCUCCCCUUCUCCCUUGGAGGGGCCCUGCGAGACGCUGGACUCCGAGUGCCGGUCGUAAAGAUGGGCAUGGGCACCACGUGGGAGGGCCUGCAGCGGACCCUGAAGGCAGCCGCCUACAUGCUCCUCUGCUGCUGGUGUAUCAAGGAGCUGCUGGACUGAUGGCGGCAGGGAACUGCCUCCCUGCCAGCGCCAGGGCUGAUAUCACUCAGUGCCCAGCCCAGCCCCCAUCAAGACCCCUGGGGCCAGCUGCGCUUGACCAAGGAUGGGCCACAAACAAUGAGUGAAGUGUGCAUCCUGCUUUGAGUUGGUGCCAUCUGUCAGACCUGCCGCAUCUCUGGGCCUGCUUUCCCAGCCCCCACCCGGUGGACCUCUGAGCACAGGACCUUGGCCUGCUGGCUAGGACCCCAAUAAGACUGCAGCAGGACUUGGCACUCCUCCAAGCCUGGCACAGUGAGCCCACCAGCCCAGAUGGUUGAUCUGUAUCCUCUUAGUGCCAGGAAUGGGAAUGCCCCCUAAUGUCCCUGUUUGAGAAUCACUGAACUAUACAU